AUGAAAAUAUAUUUUAGCCACAGUAUCAUACGCAAUCCUCAACCAGAAAACGAGGGCACAAUCACAGUAAAUGCAAAGAUCGACGGUUACAAUCCCACGCCCGCAAGCAAGCUCGUGGUCAAGUCUUUAGCCAGGAAGAUAUACAAGAUGACCACUAGUUCUACUGGUGAAAUGUGCAUAAUUUGUUUGGAAGAGUUUAGUGAAGGAAGAAGAGUUGUUACUUUACCUUGUGGACAUGACUUUGACGAUGAGUGUGUCCUAAAGUGGUUUGAGACCAAUCACAGUUGCCCCCUCUGUCGUUUCAAGUUGCCAUAUCAAUGA
This is a messenger RNA of Arabidopsis thaliana (thale cress), 321 nucleotides long. RefSeq names its product RING/U-box superfamily protein. Lineage: Eukaryota; Viridiplantae; Streptophyta; Magnoliopsida; Brassicales; Brassicaceae. The transcript is spliced from 2 exons. Bases 1 to 321 code for a protein of 106 amino acids. The record is from RefSeq and is marked reviewed.